This is a messenger RNA of Ambispora leptoticha, 1371 nucleotides long. NCBI's taxonomy places the organism in Eukaryota, Fungi, Glomeromycota, Glomeromycetes, Archaeosporales, Ambisporaceae. The record is from the annotation of a GenBank genome assembly.
AUGGUAGACGCACAAGCAUGGUUUAAAGAAAAAUAUGAAAAUGAAACAAACAGUAAAGCAAUAGUAAUUAAAGCAGGAACAGAAUUACAAGGAGAGUUAAAAAUUGAAAACUAUCUCAAUUUAGAGAUAAUAUCUUUACCUUCUACUAAAGGAAUAACUAAAUUGACUAUUAUUAGUUGCCCUGAAAUAAAAGUGAUUUCUGUUUGGGGGAAUGAGAUUAAGAAAAUUGAGGGAAUUGAGUUACUGACUAAGUUAGAAGAAUUAAAUAUUAGUGAAAACCAAAUAGAAGAGAUUGAUGUUAGUAAUAAUAAUACUUUAAAAGUUCUUUAUUUUCGCAAAAAUCCAAAUUUUAAGUUUACAGAAUUAAGUAAAGGCGAGUGGGAAGAAGUGGCUAAACAAUUAAAUCUAGAUACUACGACCAGUCAAAAUGUUAAGAAACUUGUUGAGGAUGAGAUAGUCAAAAUUAAUUCUAACAAGAAAAAACUUACUGAUCCAAAUACUGGUAAGAAAUAUCAGGAUUUAGUAGAUAAAAAAGAGAAUGGUCCAGUUAAAAGUUCGGAUGGAAAGGAAAUUGAUCAAGCGGCACUAACUAAUUUAAUCAAGUUAUUAAACGAAGCAGGAAUAAAUCCUACUGAUCCAAAUGCGGAACAACAUGCUAAAGAAUUAAAAAAUACUCAUGAUGCAGUGCAAAAUUCAGAAUUAAGUGGUGAAAUAAUAAUUGAAGACUAUACUAAUACUAAGGAAAUUAUCCUUGUUCGUUUAGAAAAUCGUUCUUUGACAAAAGGAAAAAUAAGUAAGGUAACAAUUAACAAUUGUCAGGCAUUGGAAAGAGUUGUAUUAGGAAAAAAUGAGAUUACUGAGAUAAUUUUUCAAGGUAAUUUUCCUAAUUUAACCCACCUAGAAGUGCAAGAUAAUCAGUUAAGAAAAAUUGAUCUUAGCAAGAUACCUAAUCUAGAGAAUUUGAACAUUGCUCGUAAUCCUAUUAAUUCACAAGAACUCGAAAAAGCAGUAGAGGGUUUAACUAAAUUAAAGUUUGUUAACUUGUUAGAUACCACCGGACUUAAUUUAAAAAAUUUGGUAGAUGAAGCAGUUAAAACUGAAGCUGAUAAGUACAAAGGUUAUAUUAAUCCAAAUAAUCCGACUGACAAAGGUAAAUUAGAAAAUGCUGCUAAGAAUGCUGGAUUUAUUGACCCUAAGGAUGGCAACGCUUUGGAAAAAGCAGCCAAUGAUCAAGGUAAAUCUCCAUCCGACGUGAAAAAAGUUGUGGAUUCUAAGCCAGCAACCAGCGGUUCAGGAACAGGUGCUACUCUUACCUCUGAACAACAGCAGAAAUUAAAUAAUUACAGCAACUUAGAAAAGAAAAUAAAAUGA